AUGGCAGCCGCGGUAAAAGCACUCAAUGCGCGGAUACGCGCCAACAAGUACCUGGAUUACUUCUGCUCGACCCAUUUCUGGGGUCCGGCGAGUAACUUUGGUAUCCCGAUCGCGGCCGUUGCGGAUAUGAGUAAGGAUCCUGAGAUCAUCUCUGGCCGCAUGACCGCCGCCCUCUCGCUCUACUCCGCCGUCUUCAUGCGCUACGCGCUCGCAGUCUCUCCCAAAAACUACCUCCUCUUCGGCUGCCACUUCAUCAACUGCGCCAGCCAGCUCACGCAGGGUUACCGAUAUAUGCAGUACUGGAACUUUGGCGGCAGGGAGAUCGCGUUAAAGGCUAAGGAGGCGGCGGGCAAGGCCGAGGGGAUGGUCAAGGAGGGGGUUAAGAGUGCUGGGAAAUAAGCGGAGGAAGAGGGGAUGCGUGUGGGACGGCGAGUGGAGGAAAGGAUGUGGAAUGUUUGGGGAUGGAGGGGGGAUGGGAUUGUGGGUGGGGAUGCUGAGGAAAGGGACGGAUAGAGCAUGGGAGGGAUGUCUUCCUGAUCUUAUCUUCGGCGUAACACUGUACUUUCUACAUCUUUGACGCUCAGGCACAUAGGGAAUGGUUCUUCUGG
Trematosphaeria pertusa is the source of this 608-nucleotide messenger RNA. RefSeq names its product UPF0041 domain protein. Lineage: Eukaryota; Fungi; Ascomycota; Dothideomycetes; Pleosporales; Trematosphaeriaceae. The transcript has 3 exons. Gene Ontology annotation, cellular component: mitochondrial inner membrane. The coding region runs from base 1 to 399 and encodes 132 amino acids. The record is from RefSeq and is a predicted model, not a curated record. Gene Ontology annotation, biological process: pyruvate import into mitochondria.